Messenger RNA from Penicillium soppii, 1173 nucleotides. RefSeq lists its product as uncharacterized. Bases 1 to 1173 code for a protein of 390 amino acids. NCBI's taxonomy places the organism in Eukaryota, Fungi, Ascomycota, Eurotiomycetes, Eurotiales, Aspergillaceae. The record is from RefSeq and is a predicted model, not a curated record. The transcript has 2 exons.
AUGGGUUUGCCAGACCUGGAUCAAGACAUUGCGCCUAUCCCCCGUUCGCGGGAGGAGAACCAAGAGAGAGCCUUCAUUGCCGCCUCAAGGCGCAAGGAUCGCAGCUUGGAUGCCAGACUGGAAUCCGCAAAUAGGGCUUCCAUGCUCCAUAAGAAGCGCACAGGCAAAGGCUUCCACAUUACCAAAGACAUUGUCGAGAAAGAAGCCAUGUAUGAAGAAGUCGAUGAGCGAUAUCAAGAAAAACGCAUCAAAAUGCUGCAAGCCCAGAACAUGCAAAUCGAAGAGGAAUUCCACCAACACCUCCUGAAAGCUUUCGCCAAGAGAGCAAGCUACUCCAACGCCUCCUCCAUCGCCAGCAGAAGAGCAAGCAACAUCACCCCACUCCCCUCAGUCGACAACUCCCGCAAAAUGAGCCUGGACCUCUCAAACCUCCGCUCAUCCCCCUUCCAUCAACCUCAUCCCCAAACCCAACCCCAAUCCCAAAUGAUCAGCCCCAUGCCAAACGACUACGUGCUCUCCCCCUCCGCCUCCUACGACCAACCCUCCUACAUCAUGCCCGAAAGCCCUUACACCAUGGCCCCGGCAACCCCCGCCUACGUCCAGCCCUGGCAAAACCAACCCUACUCCUGGAUGCAGAUGCCAACCCCAGACCAAACCCCCACAGAUGCAGUCCAGAUGUGGCAGCAGCAAAUGAUGCACCAAGCCCCGGAGAACGUGCAAAUGCGCCAGUUCAGAGACCGUCUCGCCUCCGCCCCGGAUAUCCUGCACCACACUCCUCCGGCUGCUCCUGCGGCCCAAACCAACGGCCACAGCCAAACCAACAGCCACGGCCAAGCUCACGGCCACUCGCGCGGCCAGUCUCAGCCCUCCGCUUCCUUCCACAACCUGCACCUCCUGACACAGUCGCAUGUCCCGAAAUUCGAGGCCUCAGAGCCCACCCAUUCGGACUUUUGCCCUACGCCGCAUACGCCUGUGUCGCCUAUGACUGCGGCAUUGAAGGUAGAGCUCCAGCCUGCUGUGAAGGUUGAGGCUGAUGCUAUGGUGUCCGGAGAGCUGGAUCCCGAUUUUACGGAUUUCAGCCAGUUUGCGCUGCAUCUGGGCAAUGUGUCUGAGCGGGAGCCGUUUGGGUUUGAGGAUUUUGCCGAUGAGUUUGCUACUAGCGUUUCUUGUUGA